GAUAGUAUAUUUGCGUGUUUAGGCGGACCCCCACCACGAUCCCCAGUGGAUGGAAGAAGGGAUCCAUAGCCACGUGACUCUGAAUAAGAGUGGUGAAUCCUUUUGUACCUUUUAUCAGUCCGCGUAUAAACUUUUACAUUAACCACUAAAGGCGUUGAUAUCAGGGUCAGAUCACGUUGGGAAGCGAUGGAGGCGCCUUCUCAGACCAAAACAGCUGGGAAUAUCCAGAAUAUCCAGAAUAUCCAGAAUAUCCAGAGUAUCCAGAGUAUCCAGAGUAUCCAGAGUAUCCAGAGUAUCCAGAGUAUCCAGAGUAUCCAAUCCCCUUCAGCAGCUAACCUUGCAACACUACAGUCCUACAGACCGCUGGUGAACGACUAUGGACCGCCCUCGUUGGGAUUCUCGCAGGGUUCUAGUGGAAACCAAGUACCUCAGAGUAAAUAUGCAGAGCUCCUGGCCAUCAUCGAGGAGCUGGGCAAGGAGAUCCGGCCCACGUACGCUGGCAGUAAAAGCGCCAUGGAGAGACUGAAAAGAGGUAUUAUCCAUGCCAGGGGGUUGGUACGCGAGUGUUUGGCUGAGACGGAGCGGAACGCAAGAUCCUAGCCUUGUGGAGCCAUUCGUUUCCCCUGCAAGAACAAAUUGUAUGCGUUCCCUUACGACACCCAAACAAACAGUACUUUGCAUGGUAUUUCCUUUGAAUGGAGGAAAGAUAUGGAAAAGGGAUAAUAAAAAAUAAAUGAAAAUGUUGAAAACAUCACAAAAGAAAAAUUGCAUUAUAAUAAUAAUGAUAAAUGUGUGGAUUAUUUUGGCAAGAAAAUUAAGGGAUACUGUGAGUUCCUUAUUGUUUAGGUUUUUUUCUUAAAUUGCCCCACUUUGGGUGUUCAUUUUGACUUCCUAUUUAAAACGUUUGGUUAAUGCAUGAGAAAGUUGACCCAUGGUAGCCCAGGGGUUAAUUGUAGAAACUGCAUGGCUUGUACAAAGCUAGAUUAGUAAGACUUGAUCUCUUUUUUGAUAGAAAUUGGUCUGAUUUCCAGACCCUUGUAAACCAUGUGGGGUUGAAGGACAGAGCUGUGCCAAAUGCAUCGGUUUGUUCAUUUUGAGGUUGUUUUUGGUAUGAAAUGGAAACUGUUACUUGCAUCUUUGUAUGUAUUUAUUACUCAGUGUAAUAAAUUGUAUUUUCAA
Molecule: messenger RNA, 1179 nt
Organism: Gadus macrocephalus (Pacific cod)
Lineage: Eukaryota; Metazoa; Chordata; Actinopteri; Gadiformes; Gadidae
Product: cyclin-dependent kinase 2-associated protein 1
Exons: 4
Coding region: 187-600 (137 amino acids)
Cellular component (GO): cytoplasm; nucleus
Source: RefSeq, a predicted model, not a curated record